UAUUGUCAGUGCCGUCAAGUUUCACGGUACCUCGAUUAGUAAAAUAAUAAAAUCUUCGUUAAAUAAAAGAAAGGCUAACUGCAGGUGUUAUCAAGUUGACAUUGGGCGACGUUCCUGCCAUAAUUGACCACAUUCGCGUAGAUCAAUUAAAAUAGUUAAGCCCGUGGCACCUGGAGUAAUUAGGUAAAUUACCUUCUUCAUCGUGAAAAGGAAAAAAGUUGAAUACUGGCCAGUCAAUGAGGAAGAAGAGCUUCGAGGAGGCCACCGCGAUGGUCACUGCUGCGAAUUUCAUCGUGGCGCUACGAAAUCCCGUGCAUUCCACAAACAAAAAGAAAUUUCUAUUCACCUGGAUGUACGACGUCUUAAUUCUAUUCGGUAUUACCAGCAGUAUGCUGUACUUUGAUUUCUGGGUCUUGCAGAAGAUGCCAAAGAAUCUGGAACGCGAAUCGUACAAAUUUAUGAUUUUCAUUUUCGCUGUGGGCCAUGUGUACACGAUAGUAUUGGGGUUGAACUACUCACAGGACAUCCUGGCGCUCAGGGAGAGGAUGGCCAAAAUGGACGAUAGUCUAGGAAAACUUGGAUCGACAGCUAAUUACAACGCUUUGUUUUAUCAUUGUCUAAUCAUUGGGAUCAUGUAUGCUGUUUAUACGUACAUAACCUGCCGAAUAUAUUUGAAGUGGCUGUUGCAGGAGAAGAUGUCAAGAGGACCACUUAUCUUUUUUGCUGGCGUCGACUACGUUAUAACAGAGCAUAUUUCCACAAUACUUAUAUAUGACUUUGUUACAUACGUAUAUUGGCUAGAAAUGAAGUUCAAGCAGACGAACGAUCUUAUGAAAACGUUCUUUGUGGGUGGUUGCCAAAGGAAGACAAAAGGACUCAAUGAAUACACGUUUGAACCUGAAAGAAAUAGCCGACAUCAGAGCUCGAGACGUCUAACUACGUACACGUCAGAGUUUUAUUUCAGAAGAACGCGCAUUUUUCCUAUAAGCGCUGAUUCAAAUACAAACGACAAACAACAGACAGCGAAGAAAUUGCAUUUGUUGCAGAAAAUUAGAUUUUUGCAUCUGCAGCUGUGCAACAUCGCCAAGACGGUGAAUAGAGUAUUCGACAAGCAAUUGAUGAUGCAGACCACCGUUGUCUUAACGAUCAUCACACUGCUUCUAUAUUUCAAUUACAAUCAAUUCAGUGUGUCUGCUGGCUUACUGGCGAAUUUGCAGUUAUUAUUAUUACAGGGAUUAGAAUUCUUGUGUCAUUCAGCGAAAAUUGUUUUCGCGAGCUACAGCUGCGAGCAAGCCGCAAAACAGGUGAGUACUUCUGAUUAUUUCUCUGCACUUUGUAAACAAGCAAUUCUAUACUGGUUUCAGGCAAACAAGAUAAAAGAAAUCAUCCAUGCGUUCUCUGAGCUGGAAUUUGAUCCUGAAAUGAAAGAUGAGAUCCUCCAAUUUUCUUUGCAGACAUCUCUCAGUCAAAUUGGAAAAUCAAAGUCCAGUUUCUUUCGACUGAAUUACGUUUUCUUGCGAACGUGCAUGAGCGUCGUGACGACGUACGUGAUCAUCAUGGUACAACUGGGUCCAGCUUUUGAUUCAGAGGAACCAGACAUCAUUGGAAAUAAAACCUUGCAUCCUCGAUCAUCGCCUUAUCUACAACAAGAAGAAUCACGCCAGCUAACGAUGACAAAGAGCUUCGAGGACGCUACAGCUAUUAUAAACACGUUAAGUAUGUUCCUGGGGAUGAGAUAUUUCGAGGAUCCUGCAAACAAAACGAGAUUCCUAUUCACGUGGAUCUACGACAUCCUAAUUCUAAUCUUCAACGUUAUGUACACGCUACACUUCGCUGCGCGCCACACCGGCAUUCUAUCAAACAGCGAGGCACAAUUAUCGUACAUAAUCGUGGUACUCGUUUCCGUUUGGUGUUACGUGUGUACGUUGAUCUUGGGUUGGCAUCACUCGAAGGUAAAUGCUGAAAUUUUCAUAGGGAUUCCCCCCAGGAAUGGGAAGUUGUUAAGUUUAAUCUUCUCUCGACUACAUCGUCUUCUUUCGUUUUUAUUUCAGAAUGUACUUGCAGUCAGAGAGAAGAUCGCUAAAGUGGACGAAAGUUUGAGGAACCUGGGAUCGACGACUGAUUAUCGUCAUUUAUUUCAAUGUGUGAUUACGGCUCUGUCGUUUGCUUUGUUGUGCGCUAGCCUAUACCUUGUAUUACUUUUCAAGUGGUUGUUGCUACAGAAGAUAGAACUUUUUAAUUAUUUCAUCUCCGUUUGUAUCGUUUACCAAGUGAACGUCAGUGCCAUCAUCAUUUAUGACUUCGUAACGUAUGUCUAUUGGCUGGAGAUGAAGUACAAACAGACGAAUGAACUCGUGAAAGCAUUCUUCGUGGAUGGUCAUGAAAUUAAGACGGACGUACUGAAGGAGUACGCGAUUAAACCAACGAGAAACCAUCGUCGGCAGGCUCUUAACAACGUCAAGGUGUACAUGUCUGAAUAUUGUUUUCGGCGCACGCGAGUGUUCCCGCUAAUUGAGGAUCCUAGUUUGGAGCACGAAUCGCAGACUGCGAGAAAAGUGCGUAUGCUGGGAACUAUUAGAUGCCUGCAUAGGGAGCUGAGUCUAAUCGUGAAAAUGGUGAACAAAAUAUUCAACACACAAUUGGCGUUACAGACCACCAUGACUAUGGUGUUCUACACCAUAACAUUGUACAAUAUUUACAUUAGUAUCAUUUCCUCGCCUACGGAUGUGCCGAAAACUGCAGUAAAAGCCGUUGUGAAUUUUAUAGAGUUUUUUAAUAAGUCUGGAAUCAUCGCUUUAGCGUGCUACAGUUGCGAAUAUACCAUGAAAGAGGCGAACAAAAUGAGAGAUAUCAUCUACGCGUUGUCUGUGGAGGGGUCAGACACCGAAUUGAAAGACGAGAUCCUCCAGUUUUCCUUACAAUUAUCGCUCACCCAUUUCGGAAGGUCGAACUUUUUUCAACUAAAUUACACCGCCCUACGAACGUCGGGAAGUUUCGUGAUAACCUACCUGUUUAUUUUGAUGCAAUACAGACCAGUCUUCGAAUUGAGCGAAUCAGCCCUGGCACAGAACGAGACGAAUCCAGACUUCACGGUCAGUUUCAAUGUUACUUACCUUGUCGUGGUGCUAUCGAGCUGGUACCACUCGAAGGAGAUAUUAGUAGUAAUGGAGAGGAUCGCCACCGUAGACAAGAAUUUGAAGAAACUAGGAUCGUCCCUUCAUUAUAACGACUUAUUUUACCGUGUCCUAAUCGUUUGGACUAUUUCUUUCUUUCAAUCAACUGUACUUUGCAUAUUAUACUGGAAGUGGACGAUGAGUAAUAAUGUGGUACCCACGGGUGUUUUUUCCAUACUUACCUAUGCGUACAGUGGAUGUUGGCUGGAGUUAAGGUUCAAAAAUACAAACGCUCUCCUGAAGUCUCUCCUCGUGGAUGGAAAUAACAUUAACACGGGAAGAUUGAAGAAGAUCGCGAUUAAGCCUCCGUCAAACCGCCAUCGUCGAUUUCCUAGCAAUUUCGAUAUAUACAUGGCUGAGUUUUGUUACAGACGAACGCAAGCUUUCCCUCCAGUUAGGGUUCCGAAUUUGGAGCAUGUGUCGCAGGCGAGUAGAGUGGAUUUCUUUCGACAAAUUAGGCUUGUGCACCUGCAACUGUGCAGCAUCGCGAAAAUGGUGAACAAACUGUUCGACAUGCAAUUAAUGAUGAUUUUCACUGUUAUUCUGAUAUACUUGACCAUGGUUCUGUACUUCGCAUACAAUGAAAUCGAUAUGCGGUCGUUUAACUUCGCGAAAACCUUCAAGAGGGUAUUUGUACAUUUUGUGGAGGUAGUGGGUAAUAUAUGGAAAAUAUCUUUGACGUGUUACAGGUGCGAAUGUACUGGGAGUGAAGCAAACAAGAUAAAAGAAAUCAUACACAUGUUCUCGAUGCAAGAAUUCGACGAGGAAAUGAAGGACGAGAUCCUCCAGUUUUCCAUGCAAGUGUCCCUCAGUCAGAUCGGGAAAUCGAAGUCCACUUUCUUCCGUUUGAACAACGUCUUCCUUCGAAGUUGCGUAAGCUUCGUGGUUACGUACACCAUCAUCAUAAUGCAAAUGAGUCCAUCGUUUAACUCGAGAGACUCGAUAUUGUUCGGGAACGAGACUGACUAUGAUCCUGACUCAACCUUUCUGUGA
Messenger RNA from Hylaeus volcanicus, 4166 nucleotides. RefSeq lists its product as uncharacterized. The transcript has 20 exons. NCBI's taxonomy places the organism in Eukaryota, Metazoa, Arthropoda, Insecta, Hymenoptera, Colletidae. Gene Ontology annotation, cellular component: axon; membrane; neuronal cell body. The record is from RefSeq and is a predicted model, not a curated record. Gene Ontology annotation, biological process: sensory perception of taste. The coding region runs from base 237 to 4166 and encodes 1309 amino acids.